AUGCCUCCACCUUCCGCGAGGGGGCGCAGCGCGGUGCCGUCCGGGCGCUCCGGCGGGAGGGGCGCGAAGUCCCUGGGUCAGCGAGCGCUUGUUGGAAUCUUGCGCAAGACCGAGGCAGGGUCAGGCGCCCGUACGAGGCAGCGAGGGGCCCUUUCCCCAUUGCCCGGGCCGCCAGUCCACCCUGCCUCCUUUGCGCGGUCUACACCGCCUGCGCCGUGCCGACUCGGACGAUCGAUCGCUGGAGGGGACGGGCUGUCGCUUCGUGUCACUGGGUUUGCGUGGCAGAAGCACACAGGAAAGAUCUUGUGCCGUGUUCCUGACAUUGUAUGUCAUCCUUGGGAGAAUGGAAAAAACCGCCAGGAAAAUCACUCUCUGGGUCUGGGUCUUGGGGUUCUGAUGAGAAAGGCACGACUGAUUCAGAGCAGUCCUCAAACAUAUUUCUGGAAUGUAUCCGCUGCUGGAAGUGAGUCUGGUUUCUUCAUUCCGCCUUCAGCUGUCUCUGGGACCUGUGAGGGAGGGGUGAAGGCCCGUGAACAUGGCUACUCUAGAGUCUUCCCUGAGGGGUUUCAGAGCCACCUGACGUCUAGGUUUCUUCCCAUCUGUAACAGGACUGUCAGCCCUGAAACCCAGCUCGUGAGACAGAGCCAGCCAGAACCCCACGAUCUUGUCAACUCCCAGAAGCCUAUGGCCAUCCAGACAUCAACCACGAGGAACCAUCAAACCAAGUCUGUGCCUGCUGGGUUUGCCUGGGGCCACGAGGUGGGUGGAAGGACAGGGGAGCCCUUUAGAGGGCGCUGUGGUCUCUGACCCUGCAGUCAGGGCUCCCUUGGAAAGCAGCUUAGGGGAUCUCUGCGGUUGGUCAUAGAUGAUGCCUCAGUAGCAGAAUUUCCUCUCCUGGGCACUGGGGCUCUCACUGCUACUGAGGUCAGUGGCUGGGCAGUGGUAUCGCUAAGCAUCUGGUCACGGGGAGGCAGGGGCGGAAACAGCCCUGCAGCCCAUACACGUGCAUUUCCAUCCAGCAGAGCAAGGUCAAAGGAGCAGCACUGAGUCUGGGGUGAAGUUCUGGGGUGCAGAAGCCAGCAGAGCUAGAAAGGACCACUAGGUCCGUCUCUUCUAGAAACGAAGAAUACGUAGCCCACAGACGAAAUCGGUCACCUAACGCCAGGGCUGUUGCUCUCCCAGCCCUCAUUUCAGGAGAUUCUUACCCUGGUGUCUGCUUUCAGUGCCCAGAACAUCAUGCAAUUGAAGACACAGCUAGGGGUGACCCUGGGUCCCUGUCCCCAGUAAGACAGGUGCCCCUUGUGGGCCAGGAGAGCACUGAGCGGCUAAUUAAGGGGACCACAGCUUGGCUGCGAGUCGCAGCUCUCAGGGGCUCCUCCUUAUCCCUUCUCAGAUCUAUGCAUUGGCUGUGACUGGCUCCCCUGGCCUUCCGGCUGAUUUUGAGUAAGGUAUAGGCAUCUCUUUUUCUAAACAUACCCUAAAAUAUUAACGCUUCCACUUUCCAGAGCCCAAAUCAUAAGUGACAUUUGAGAAACAAAAUGAGAAAAAAAACAUGCAAAGGAGUACUGCAUUUUGUGAAUGUUAUAUUGUUACUAACGCUGAUUCCUUA
Fukomys damarensis (Damara mole-rat) is the source of this 1609-nucleotide messenger RNA. RefSeq lists its product as uncharacterized. NCBI's taxonomy places the organism in Eukaryota, Metazoa, Chordata, Mammalia, Rodentia, Bathyergidae. The record is from RefSeq and is a predicted model, not a curated record. The transcript has 4 exons. Bases 1 to 807 code for a protein of 268 amino acids.